UUUUGUAAAUUCUAGAAAUUGUCAUUUCCAUACAUUUCAGAAAUUUCUUGGAUUUUUAAAACUUUAUUUAUCAGACUUUAAUACCUUCAUGAAUUACAAGCUCAUGAGCAUUGUGUUUAAGUGGAAUAAAAGUAUUAAUUUAACAUGACUUUACUGUGUUUUAUUCUUAUUACAUGUUGCGGUUUAAGUGUUGUGAAUGGAGAUGAAGUAGCCGAAAAGGCAGUAAGGGAAUAUAGAGAAUUGUGUCCACUAACGACGCUUUGCCCAUCGCGCUCGAAGACGACACCAACCCCAACAACAACAAGAACUAGUGGCAUACAUUUUAAACCGUUGAGACAUAACAUUGCUCCCCCGGAGUGGCCAGGUGGCUCAUACGCUUGUUGUUUGGAUUGUUCAUGUGAUUCCAACUGUGGCCAUGAUUGCUGUCCUAAUGUUCUGGAGGAUUUUAUGAGUCCUGCUGAGGUAGAAGCGACCCGCCAGUGGCAGUGCGUCCACACACAAUAUACAAAGUCGAAAAAUGACUAUAUUAAUAUAGAUAAUUCUUUUAUACUUGUUGGACAAUGUCCAAGCCGGGUCAAGAACCAAGACGUAAAGAAGAAGUGUUUGCAAAAGUACGACGAAUAUGAUUUUGCGGAAGGUCCGCAGUACUUUGUGCCAGUGUCUUCUAGGUUUAGGACGUACAGAAAUAGAUAUUGUGCAGAAUGUCAAGGGGAAACGGAUGGUGAUCUCAUACCAUGGAGUAUGCAUUUGAGAUGUGAAUAUGGCAACGCGUUCUUGAACAGGUUUACGGAUAUCCCAUCCCUUCUUGAUGAGCGGACGGACUGCUAUAUUUUCUUCCAACCACCAGAAGAUUUAACUGCAGGGUUAGAACAUUGCCCUAUAUACACUAACAGAUGCAACGUAACGGGAAGAUGGACGACGUAUGACCCCGAUAUUGAGGCAGCCUGUCUGUCAUACCGUUCUAUUUACUUUAACUACAAUAACGUACAUUGUUACUUGUGUAAUGGUGGAGAUGCAUCAAAUGUCUCUCCCUAUUGUUACGAUCGUGGACAAGGUAUAUAUCGUGCUCCAAAGUACUCAUUCAUCUCGUUGCUUGAUUUUAAUGACCUUGAAAAAUCCUUAAAAGCGGAAGGGGUAAUGGUGCCUGAUGAAAACUGUGAUCAUGGCUACAUACAAGAUCCUUCUGAGGGUGGAUGUAGACGUAUCUCUUGUGCCAAAGGACAAAUUCUAGUAAAAGAUGGGACGAAUAUUCGAUGUGAGGUGCCAUUGAAAACUGCAGUUGAUUCGUUUGCAGUUACCUUUCAUUUGAGCUAUGUACUAACUAUGAAGAAAGAUUUCAAUUCAUUUAACCCACCACAUUAUCAUAAACUUCAGACAGUUGCCUUAGAAGACGUUUACACUAAACUUGAGUUUUUGCCGUUUCGAAUUUCAGGUUUUAACCUCUAUAUGUUUACACAAUUAAACACCAGUGUCGAUGAGCUGCUUGGUGUUUUAAAUAAAACUGACGAUGAAGAUAUUUGGCCACACGUUAAACAGACAUAUGUUUCUGUAUCGCUUCAAGUUGAGACAAAUCCAACUAUAAGUGAAGUCGGUGAAAUGCUUCAUGAUAUGGCUCAGGUUUUUACAGCCUCUGAUGAUCUUUACCUCGUAUUCGACAUGCAAUACACAACAGCCCUAGAUUUUGGACAAAUUUCAUACAAUACCAUUAGCCGCAAUCACAUGGAUGUGCUAUCAAUACCCUUAUGGAUUAAGUCUGGGAUUGAAAACUCGUUUGCUGACGAACACGGUAAUGACAUACUAUUGUUCAAGCAAGGUGACAAUUAUGGAUAUCAACAACCUUUUUCUAGUCUUGAAGUAGAAGUCUGGCCGAAUCCAACAUGUCCAAGAAUUAAUCUGCUUUCGGAUGAAACUCAAGAGAAUACUAUUGAAGUGCUGUUAUCCACAUAUAACGAGGAAAACACAUAUGAAAAGCGUGGACUGGUAUGUUAUGAUGAUUUCAUCAAGUAUAAAUUUGGUACUCCAGUGAAACCCAGUUACCCAAGUUCAGACCAGAAUGCCUUAGCAUGGAUAACAGUUAUCAGCAUGAGCUGUUCGAUUAUUUCUCUUGUUGUAACUAUAGCUGUGUACAUGAGUGUGCCAACAAUGCGACAUCUUCCUGGCCUGAACAACAUCGCAUUAUCAGCAUGUCUGAUUCUAUUUUAUGUGUUUGCUAUGAUGAGCUUUGUUAAUUUUGAUAUAUCCUUAAUUGCUUGUCAAGUUCUAGGUGCUGCAUUACAUUUCUCUUUCCUGGCGUCCAUUUUCUGGAUGCUCACAUGUACAUUCCAUUUCACAUUGAUGGUCACAUCUGAUAUAAGCUUUUCAGUAUCUUUAAGUAUCAAGAAACAGUUUCUGAGAUACAUUGUAUUCGUGUUAACAGCGGCGUCUGUUGUAGUCCUCAUUCACAUUUCUAUAAGUUACAUGACAUUAGAUGACAACUCCCUUGGAUAUGGUGGGCAACCGUGUUUCAUAGCAAAACCGUUUCUCAUACUGUAUACAGCUGCUAUUCCAUUAGGGUUUAUUAUUGUUAUGAAUAUUGCGAUGCUAGUAUACGCGUUGUAUACUAUUUCGAAACACUCAAGCGUUAAACCACAUUCAACGCGACGGAACAUUAGUACGUUAAAGAUAUUUGUAAAACUGUCUUCCCUAACCGGAAUUGCUUGGCUGUUUGGAUAUAUAUACCAACUAACUCAUGAAACCGUGGUGGCCUAUCUCUUUGUUAUUUUGACAGCAUGCCAAGGUAUUUUCAUGAUGGUUUCGUUUGUUUUAAACCGCCGGGUUUUUAAGUCAGUGUAUGAAUCAAACUUUUCUUCAACGGAAAUGUCGACACGACCCAUUGCUUGAAGAAUCAGUCUUCUAAAUUUCUAAUAAUUUCUGUACUGCAAAAUAUUUAGUACGUGGUAAAAAAAAACAUGAACUCACUUCAUUGUAACCAAACAAUUUGGGGCGGAUCCAAUAUUUGAUGUUAGAGGAGGCGUUACUUUCAGAAGAAUUUAACAAUUUCUAGCUCGAAAAUGUGCAAUUUUAGCGUAUUUUAUUAUUUCCUACUCCGAUAUUGACAUAAAAAGUAAAUCUUGAAGAUUUGAUAGGGGCGCGAGCCUGGUCCGCCCCCCUCCCCCUGGAUCCGCCAGUGACGAUAUAUACGCCGUUUACCAUGUCAGGUUUCCUUUUAAGCAUGGCCUGAAGCCGUCAGAGUUGCAUCAGGAAUAAACUUAUGGUAUACAGACACAUUGAUUUUUAAAGUCUUUCAAGUAUAUAGCCACACUUAAAGCACGUUUGAAAAGGCUAGAUGAAAGAAAACUGUAUAUAAUUAUACAUCUAGAGGCACUUAUUGCAGUUUUAGCAGAAUUUUGUUUGUUUGUGUUUUUUUUUGUAUAUUUUUUAUUUUUUUUAUUUUGCUGGUAUUUAGUGGUAUUUGGAAUUGCAACAUAACAGGAAAAUGUCUUUCGAAUGUUCAAAAUUGAUGUAAACUUUACUGGAAUCCUUACGUCAAAAGCGAUACAUAUUACCACUAAUCGCCAAAAGCAUAUAUGCUUUCAUAACAAGUGAAAUAAGAGCUAAUUUUCUGCUCAAAUGCGCAAUAAUGUAGCAUUUCAAAGAGCAUUAAAAAUAAAUAUACAGCAUAUGAGACUAUUGAUGAGUUUUACAAAGGUCUGUAGAUUUUUAAAUACUUUUGAAUACGUUCCGCGUAUGUUCCAGCAUUGAUACGAUAUGAUAUAUCUCAAAUGAGUGUUUAUUUUGUAUCGAAUUCAUUAAACGAGUUCAUUUAAAAACGAGGCUCUGCCGAUUUACAUUUUCAAAAAAUAUUCAUCGCGAUUAAAAAUUAGCAGUAUUUUAUGCAAUUGAGUAUUUGUUCUUUAAUAGUGUAACCGACAACAUACGUUUGUAUAAAACAAUAGUUGAUUUUUGUUAUGUCGUAUAUCAUUGGUUAAAUGACGUCGAACUUAUCCAAUCGGAGCGCAAUAUUGAAGUAAAAAAUGACGUCAUAACUCCUUGCGUGCCAUACAAAAUGAACGUCAAGUUUAUCUACACAGAGGACUAGGCAAAUGUUAUUAUGGUGGAAUGCCUGGAAACGGUUGCCUCGCCAAACAAGGGGAGUAAUUCUGCGACAUUAUUGUAUUAACACUAUUUAUGUUGUCCGGUUAGCGCAGUGGUUAGCGCACUCGCUUUUCACCAAAGCGACCCGGGUUCGAUUCCCGGCCUGGGCGCAUGUGAGUUUGGUUAGUGGUCACCAAGCCGGACAAUCGGGUUUUCUCCGGGUUCUCCGGUUUCCCCAACAACACAAGACCACACUCUCGCGCAACAUCGUGCCAACGAGAGUAAUCAAUAUAAGUCGUAAUAGCUUGUUUCACAAUCGUUGUAAAAUUAAGUAAGUUAAAACUAAACUAACACUACUUCUUUAACUGCUCACUAUUUGUAGUCGAAAGGCAGAUACUUUUUCAUAACACUAGCCAAUUUCAUCCUCUAAGCACUAACAAACUUCUUUUCGGAUCUUUUAACCUCUCUAAUGAUGAUAAUGUUGUAAUAUGUACGGAAGUGCACCACUAUAUAAAGUACAGUAAUCGCUUCUUAAGCAGUAAGCACAAGGAGAUAUAUCUCUCUCUCCAAUCUUAAUUCUGACACACCAAAUUCAUGUUUCGUUCCGCGGAUUUACCGCUCCUAUUUUUUUGAAAAUGUAAAAAAUUUAUUUUUUAUUUUAUUUGUUCGCCCGCUCCUAUAUUUUUGGAUGGAAAUCGUAAUGAUGAACAAUGACUCAACUAAGUAUUAUUUGAUUCAAGUCAAAAUACAAGUGACCAGAAUUUUACCGUAUGACGUCGAAAACAUAUCAAUGAGCAUAAAACUACUCUGAACAUACCCUUGGACUUUUCAUUUCGAUAAGCAAAUGCCAUUGCAUUUACUGUGAUAUUCAAAACGAAAUAAAGUCAAGAAAUUUAAAUGUAUAUCGAGUCUGAUGUUUGAUGAUGCUUGUGUAAAAUAUGAUUUUUUAAACAUCCGAAAUCAAUCCUAAUGAAUGUCUAAAUACAGUUGCAAAUGAUGUUAAAGUGAUUCAGGUACAUUCAUAUAAGUCUUUUAAAACUUUCUCCUAAAAGCAGCGUUCUUUUUUAUUUUAAAUGAUUGUCAUACUAAAAAUAUGUUUUAAUUAAAGUAGAAAUUUGGUUCUCCGUAUAAUGUGUGAACUAAAAACAAAUAAAUAAAUGUAUUCGGACAUUUUCCCAAUGUCCUUUAAAGGUUCAGUUCAAGAUUGCAUUCAAAUGGGUUUAUACUUAUAUUAUAUUUAACGUGUAUUAUAUGUAUAUAUAGAUAUAUAGAUAUGUUGAAUAAAAUAUGUUUAAAAUGGGUUUAAAGCAACUUUAUUGAACAAUCUCUCUUAUUUAUAUUGAUUAUAUGAAAAAAAAAUCCGCUCUUCGCUCGCUUCGGUUUUUACGAAAACUGACCAAAUCGAUUUUUUUUUCGGUCGCUCGCUCCAAUUUUUUUUAAAUCCGAGGAACGAAACAUUAAUUUGUUGUAGCCUUAGCUUAAUUUCUACUUUUUAUUAUUAUUUAUUGCAUUACACGAUCUAUUAAUUAAAAAUCUCUUUUCUCGUAGUUUUAGAAUAAUUUCUACUUUUUAUUAUUAUUUAUUGCAUUGCACGAUCAAUUUAUUAGAAAUCACAUUUCUCGUAGUUAUAGAACACAUUAUUCUCAUUUCUAUGUAUAUGAACAUUAUAUAACUGCAUGAAAUAUUACAUUUGGUUUCAUAGUUAAUGUGACAACGUAAUCAGUUAUGCUUUUUAAGUGACGUUUUGGGAAAGGGCCGUAACUGAUGUUGGAAAAACUCGUGACCCAAUCCCUUUGCUCUUCCUUUUUAUAUUUACGUAAGCUUUGUUACAUUACACUGUUUCUGUUUCUUUUUUGUUAUCAUCAUCAUCAUAUAUUGUGGAAAUGUAUAGUCAUGAAAUAAAAAAGUUUAAAAUAAAUUUGAUUGGUAACACAUCUCUUAAAGGCCUAGUUUAAGGAAUGUUUGGCAUGAUAAUCCCCUGCCGUGCAUCUCCUGCUAAUUGCACUGAUGUCAAAGUAGGGGCCAAUUUCCUGUGUAUACGUUUAUUGGCUGCAGUUAGGGUCCAUUUCUGUCAUUAAACUUCUAAAACUGCACAGCAGGAUACUCUGA
Messenger RNA from Mya arenaria, 6183 nucleotides. RefSeq lists its product as uncharacterized. Gene Ontology annotation, biological process: G protein-coupled receptor signaling pathway; cell surface receptor signaling pathway. Bases 145 to 2880 code for a protein of 911 amino acids. The transcript is spliced from 4 exons. Lineage: Eukaryota; Metazoa; Mollusca; Bivalvia; Myida; Myidae. Gene Ontology annotation, cellular component: membrane. Gene Ontology annotation, molecular function: G protein-coupled receptor activity. The record is from RefSeq and is a predicted model, not a curated record.